AUGCCGCUCCUGGACCGUGUUUCGCCAAUUCAGCAUCACGAAAUUCUUUGCAAGCGUUACUGGGUAGCGAAAGUGACUGCAAAAAUGAUUUUCACCGUCAACUUCGGGACUCGUCCACUUUACCAUUUUCUUCCUCCCCCUGCGCAGAGCGGCGGGAGGCAUUCAGUGACCCACGACUCGGCCACGUGGGGAUCCGGAGACACAGUGCCAACGGUACACACAGCUACUAUAUCCAACCUCCGCCAGGCUCUCUCUCGAGUCCAAGAAUACGCCAUCGAGUGGAACCCUCGGCCGGUUGCUGAGGUUUUUAGCGCUGUGCAUGCCAUCGCAAUGACGGACACACUUGAUCGAGCUCCAGAAAUUCUCGUGUACGCCACGAUCAAUUUGUACACAUACGUGUUCACAGGUUUGUUUCAGUCGAUUCGUGAUAACGCGCUCGCCUCGUCACUCGUACCUGAGACAAAGAGAGGACGCGACUUCCCUAGCUGUAAGAACGUCCAUGACCUAGUAACACUUAAGGACGACGUGCUCCAGUAUUUGAAGCGUCGGCAUGGAGACUUGAAGGACAAUCACCAAACACUCUAA
Molecule: messenger RNA, 585 nt
Organism: Phytophthora infestans T30-4
Lineage: Eukaryota; Oomycota; Peronosporomycetes; Peronosporales; Peronosporaceae
Exons: 2
Coding region: 1-585 (194 amino acids)
Source: RefSeq, a predicted model, not a curated record